Molecule: messenger RNA, 2277 nt
Organism: Mesocricetus auratus (golden hamster)
Lineage: Eukaryota; Metazoa; Chordata; Mammalia; Rodentia; Cricetidae
Product: translation initiation factor IF-2-like
Exons: 3
Coding region: 1-801 (266 amino acids)
Source: RefSeq, a predicted model, not a curated record
AUGCUUGUGCCGAGAGCAGCUCCCACUGUCACGCACCUGUCAACCCAUCACAGCCUCCCCGGGAACAGCCCCGUCCCCAUGGCGACCCACGCAGCCACCCCCACCAUUGGCCGCCCCACGCCAGAGCUCCGCCCUCCUCGCCCUGGCAACAAGGAUUUUAAACAACUGGCUGUUCCCUCCGCCGCCGCCCCGCCCCCCGCGCCGCCCGCGCCCGGCUCCUCACUGGAGAGAAGGCGCGGGGAGGAGGGGAAAGUGCGGCCUGGAGUGCCUGGCUGCGACUGCGGAACGGGAGUCGCCGCGGCCCCAGACUCCGGGGCGCCCCGCGAGUCCGCAGACAGCCCCGGCCCGCGGCCCCAGCCCGGGGGGAGGUCUCCAGGCUCCUCUCCCGCUCCCCUCCGGCCUGACACCCCGCGCGGGUACCCCGGAUCGACCUCAUCCCCACUCUCCAGGUGUCGCCUCCCGCCCCGCUCCCCGAGGGCCAGCAGGCCGGGGGCGCCCGCUCCGAAGCCUCGACCUUGUGGCCGAGGGACUGAGAGGCUCCCCUCCCUGCCCGGGGACGCACUGCACCCCGAUCGCCCGCCCUGGCGGUGUCGCCGGCUGAAGCGAGCCCUGUGUCCCAAGAGAGCACCCUGCCUAAUGUCGGCCUCCUUUCUUGAGGGCAGCACACCCCCAAAGAGGCCGAGCGACCGACCCCUGGGACCACCGUGGCCCGCGCCAGGCCUGGGUCCCUUCCUCGUCCGGACUCUGCCCAGGUCUGCGGCAGACCCGGGGCCCAGGCAGUCUCCUCUAGGCCAGUUUUAACAGUUUGGGUGGGCAAUGUCAUUUCAGUCUGACCCCUGGACUGGAAAGAAUCAGAGAAGGCCCUGGAAGACGUCCCUGUACUUGGCCGGCGGAAGAGGCCGCCAAGCUCAAGUGGUGGCUGAGAUACGGCUUGCAAGUUCUCCCCUCUGGUUCUAAUAACCUACAGAGAUUCAGUGUUGGGAACAUUACAUUCGUGGACUGGGAAGAACUGGGAGAAACGAGACUGGGCCAGCCAGCAAUCCUCUCUGACAAAAAAACUUGAUCCAAAGGCUCAGAUGUGUAUAAAGUUGCUGCCAUUUGCAAACACUGCCUCCAAAGCUAGCUUGUGGAAUUGUUAUCCAAUUAUCUUCUAUCAGCUUUACCCCAGAAAAUGUUUACCCUCUCAAGGCUCUGUUACCCAUACAACACUGCAUAUAUGAUGUUGCCCAGAUAUGGUCAGGAAGAGACCUCUGGCAACUGCUGAACUACUUUUAGGUCCACAACUAUGUCAAAACAUUUUACUAAAAAAAGGUGGUGAGCCUCACAAGGACCUAUGUCCCUAACCUUGUCUCUUCUAUUUCCUGCCAGUUAGACUAUUGUAUCAUACUGAAAUGCAGUCACCACCUAUGUCAAGAAUAAAAGAUAGAGGCCAUCAUUGGCCAAGUGUGCUGUUACUUGGGGGGCAUAGGACACUCUUUAAGAAAAAACAAAAAGCCUUGCCAGGUAACUUUCCCAUGAAAAACAAAAAUGGGCUUGGUCUGUGAAAACAAAGAACAAACUGGUGUUAAGAUCCUCUUAUCUGUGCAUAUUUGCUUGCAGAAUGACCGAAUCAGCCAAUCCAAGCUUAAAGCAAGACUUUUAGGCUGUGGUGGUAUAUUGCAGAUGACCCUUCUCCUAUAAGGCACUCAGUUUUCCUUAGAGUGUACUUGACUCUACCUCCACGCUAAGCGUUGUUAACAGGAUAGCAAUGUAUGGUCGUGUGUGUUAUGUUCUGAUAACACAGGACCACAAAGGAGUUGCAGCUUGCCUUGAUGUGUCCUAAAGAGAAAAGAAAAUGAAGAAGGAAAAUUGGAGACAUUACUGUCUGUUGCUGUAAUUCGUUCAUCUGAUUGGUUUUUACCCACCUUUGUUACAUUAGGAAAGUCCUGUGGGUAAUGGCAUGUUUUCUGAUAUUUAUAAACUAAAUAACAGAGCUGCACAAUAAGAUAUAGGAUUCAGAACAAUUUGGUCAUUAUAUCUUGGAAGAAUAAAAUGUUAAAAGGUCUUAGUACAAGACUUGCCAAAUUAAUGCCAGUUACCAGUACAAAAGUGUUAGCAUCCAAGAGAUGUAAGUGACUUUUAUAUGUAUACAUGCCUAUAUACGGUGACCUCGGAGCUUAAGUAACCAAAUCAAUUAUCAUUAAAACCUCUCAGCAGCUACCUGAGCCAUCACUGCACUACUUCUCUCUUAAUGUUUACGCAUGUAAAUAAAAUGCAUCUGUGCCCUUGUUCAAGUGA